Molecule: messenger RNA, 1215 nt
Organism: Letharia lupina
Lineage: Eukaryota; Fungi; Ascomycota; Lecanoromycetes; Lecanorales; Parmeliaceae
Exons: 5
Coding region: 1-1215 (404 amino acids)
Source: RefSeq, a predicted model, not a curated record
AUGGUCGCCAACGUACAAGACAAGCAUGUGGAGCUUGACAAGAAGAAGAACAGCUCUGGUGGCAGUCGGGGUGCUGAUCCUCUUCUUCCUGCACAGUGUGCUCUUCUCUCACGCCGUCCAGACUAUCUGACACAUCCAGUAACAUACAAUGCUACUUUCAUCCCCCAUGCCGCUUUUCAACCUCCCGAACCGCUACCACAUCGUUACUCGGACACGAUUGACACGUUUUCAUCCUACAAGUAUCGCAACACCUGCAACAUCUCGUCGUUGGAUCUCCAUGCGCCAUUCGCUCCCUUAUGUCCAGACCGCGAGUCCAUGGUAACGGCGAUGUCUUCCGGAGGUCGCAUUGGCAAUGACGCGCCCUAUAUGCCUCGAGGCUGUGACAUGCGUUGGUUUUCGACGGAGGAGAUCUGUGAGAUCUUGGCCCGAUUUGAGAAGGUCAUCAUCAUUGGGGACAGCAUGAUGCGCCACGUUAUUGGGAGUAUCAACGUGAUGAUCAGGGAAGAUCUUGGCUACGGCGCUGUAACUGACUGGAACUUCUCACCUGAAGAAAGGAAGGACUGCUUCUGCAACUACCAAUUCAAUGUCAAAGCCUGCUCCAUCCAGGGGAUUUUCAAGACAGCCGACGUCGUAAGAAACGAUCCAGAUAGCAUUGCCUGCCCCGUCAAUUCAAUCGAUGUCAUGAUCGAACAGAUGAUUCGCUUCCCCAUCGCUUCUGAAGAACUAGACCGCCUGCGCUCUCUCCUCCCCGCCACCAAGCCGUCUCGGCCCUACGCAUUCAUCUUCGGCCAUGGACUGUGGAAUGAUCUCGACCUGCAGGCUACCCUUGAUUGGCUGGAUACGAUCCUUGAUACAGUGCUGAGCCAAGCUCCUUGGGUGUCUCCCUCAUCAUCCCUAUCCUCGUCGGGAUCUUCGACGAGCCAUGGGCGGAAACGGGAGACCGGCUUCUGGCCAAGACUGUUUUUGACGCCUAACGCCCCGGGGAAAGACAAGCCAGAUGAGUGGAUUAUCACUCAGGGAAACAAAGCAACCAUGAUUUUUGAGGAGUCUGUCGGGAUCGAGGUUCGGAAAAGAGGGCUGGAACAUUUGGGAACGUGGAAUGCGACUGUGCAGAGCAACAAGUUUGAUGGGGUGCACGUUGAUUUGAGAGGUAACCUGGUCAAGGCUAUGAUGGUGAUGAACUGGCUGAGUAUGCUGGAGGUGGAGAGCUUUUAA